Messenger RNA from Penicillium chermesinum, 579 nucleotides. RefSeq lists its product as uncharacterized. The record is from RefSeq and is a predicted model, not a curated record. Lineage: Eukaryota; Fungi; Ascomycota; Eurotiomycetes; Eurotiales; Aspergillaceae. Bases 1 to 579 code for a protein of 192 amino acids. The transcript is spliced from 2 exons.
AUGGAAUUCACAGGCUUUGUUGUUUUAUCCACUUCUUCCGAUGGCUCCGAUAGGGUGGACGCCGUGAAGCGGUCCUUGUACUCCUUCAAUCACGUCGAAAAGGAGUCGCUCGUCUACGGAAGAGGAGACCGAGAGACCUGCAAGCGGUUUAUUACGAGCGGGGCCGAAGAGAACAAUGCGUUCAUGGAGCGUAUUCAGGAGGUCAUUGGCGCUGAUGACAGCCCUCUAUUAUACCAAGGCCCUGUUGUUGUCGCAUCUACCGAAGGUCACUCAGCAUGGCCCCCCGGACUUGCCCAUCCUUCGGACGAUGCAGUAUCAGCCUUCCGAGAUCUAGCAAACACCAAGGAAACCAGGACCAAUUUUCGAAUUUAUCCUCCAAAUACGCCGAGAGAGAUGACGCACGAAAUACAGCCGGUCAAUCGAAAGCUCCAGCCAAAUGAAGUUCUAAUCAUAAAGGGUUCGGUCCCGAUGGGUAUAGAUCUUCCUCCGCAGGGGUGCUUCAUAUGGCAAGGGAAUAGCCGUCGUCCGAUGGGGCAUGACAUGAUCAAGAGUGGGGUAUUCGAGUUCAUGCAAAUUUAG